AUGGCCGCUCCGACCCGCGCAGCAAGCAAGCUCGACUGGUCCAAAGUCGGUACCCAGCUCGGCCUCCGCGGCAGCACGGCGACCUCGCUUGCCAACUUCAAGAAGCGCCACGACGACGCCCGCCGCCGCAUGCAGGUCCUCUCCGAGCAGCCCACGAGCGUCGACUUCGGGCACUACCGCUCCGUGCUGAAGAACACGGCCGUCAUCGACGAGAUCGAGCAAUACUUCAAGAGCUUUCAGCCCAAGACGUACGACGUCAACAAGCAGAUCAAGGCCAUCGAGGCGUUCGAGCAGGUCGCGGUCAAGAAUGCCGAGGAGACAAAGGACAAGGUGGCGGUCGAGCUGCGGAGCCUGGAGAAGGCGCUGAACGACAUCGAGGGCGCAAGGCCGUGGGAGGAGACGACCGUGGACGAGAUCGCCAGCGCGGCGCCCGAGAUCGACGAGUAUACGGCCAGGUUGGUCAAGAAGGGCCGGUGGAUGCCGCCCGGGUACCAGGAGAAUUUCCCCAACCUUUCGGUAUUGUAA
Molecule: messenger RNA, 525 nt
Organism: Cladophialophora carrionii CBS 160.54
Lineage: Eukaryota; Fungi; Ascomycota; Eurotiomycetes; Chaetothyriales; Herpotrichiellaceae
Exons: 3
Coding region: 1-525 (174 amino acids)
Biological process (GO): proton motive force-driven ATP synthesis
Molecular function (GO): proton transmembrane transporter activity
Source: RefSeq, a predicted model, not a curated record